This is a messenger RNA of Diaporthe batatas, 1363 nucleotides long. RefSeq lists its product as uncharacterized. Gene Ontology annotation, cellular component: mitochondrial outer membrane; lipid droplet; endoplasmic reticulum membrane. Bases 43 to 1116 code for a protein of 357 amino acids. The record is from RefSeq and is a predicted model, not a curated record. NCBI's taxonomy places the organism in Eukaryota, Fungi, Ascomycota, Sordariomycetes, Diaporthales, Diaporthaceae. The transcript is spliced from 3 exons. Gene Ontology annotation, molecular function: 3-beta-hydroxysteroid 3-dehydrogenase (NADP+) activity.
CGAGCUGGCGCAACCUCCUAAUUUGACAACACGAUUGAAAAAAUGGGUGACAAUGCAGGCUCAAUUCUCAUAACCGGCGCCAACGGUGGGCUCGGUAGUGCUGUGGCCUCACAAAUCGCGACAAACCCAAGCCUUCAAGGGUAUUAUGGCAUUUACACAAUUCGUGAUGCCGCAUCCACACCAGCGCUGGACGCCGCGCUUUCGGGAGGACAAGGCGGCACCUCAACCUCAGCACACAAUUUCGAAAAAGUAUCCCUUGACCUCUCCCGUCUCAAUGACGUCCGUCAAGUUGCUACAGACAUCAAAGCUCGAAUUGAGUCCGGCCAGAUCCCUCCAAUCCGUGCUCUUGUGCUCAAUGCUGGUGUUGAGGAGUUUACAACCCAGACUUGGACUGAUGAGGGACUUGAUAAAACUUUUGCGACCAAUUAUCUGGGCCACUGGCUCCUCACUAUGAUCCUUCUUGGAAGCAUGGAUCGCGAGAAAGGGCGUAUCAUCUGGAUCACGAGCUGGUCACACAACCCUCAGCACCAGCAGAACAUAAUGAAUGGGGCUUAUGAAGAUGAUAAAUACAAACAAUUCAUCGUGGAUGAUCUUGAAGCGAUUGCCAAAGGUACUUGGAGUGCAAAUCAAGAUGACUCAACAGGCUGGGCGGCGGGCUACCGCCGGUAUGGUGCAUCUAAGCUCUGUGGUGUCAUGAUGAUCCAUGAGCUUCAGCGUCGCCUCGACCAAGACACCCGACUACACAACAUCUCAGUCCUGGCCCUCGACCCUGGUGCAAUGCCGACCGAUAUUGUGCGUCGGAGCCCCUCUUGGUUUGUGCGAGUUCUGAUGUUCCAGGUUAUCCUGCCCGUACUGGGGACGGUGACCACCCGCUUGUGGCCAAAUGGGUCGUUCCGUACUUUGCAGAAGUCGGCCAGCGACGUGCUUAGUGCAGCCCUUGACUCUGGCCCACGUCCGCUCAGUGAGCACCCGAAGGGCCUGUUCCUCAACGGCUCAGAGCUGAGUGACUACAACAGCGAGGCCAAAGAUCCCGUGAAGUGCGAGAUUGUGUGGAAAGGCAGCUUGCACUACGCAAAGUUGGAGGACGGCCAGACGCUCCUUCAGAACUGGAAGUGAAACAGGGAUCAACUAGCUCCCGGACUCGAUACCUCGAGCAAGCAGACCAUGCCAGAUUCACCUCUCAAUUUAAAGCCCAGGUUGUCCAGGCCAUGAAGCCUGGCAUCUUGAUGGGAAUAAAUCCGGCAUAUUUUGCAUUCUUUAUGGCGCUACGCAUUGAGCUCCGGGCUGGAUGGUAUAGCAUUGUUUUUCUGGAAAUGAAUCAACUACAUGUGUCUAGUACAUAAUUAGAUCUAUUAAGUUUGAA